Theobroma cacao (cacao) is the source of this 4675-nucleotide messenger RNA. RefSeq names its product carnosic acid synthase-like. Gene Ontology annotation, molecular function: monooxygenase activity; heme binding; oxidoreductase activity, acting on paired donors, with incorporation or reduction of molecular oxygen. Lineage: Eukaryota; Viridiplantae; Streptophyta; Magnoliopsida; Malvales; Malvaceae. The record is from RefSeq and is a predicted model, not a curated record.
CCUGGGGAAAAACAUGUUCAGUAGAGCUAUACAUAAGUCCAUUUCUUCUGCUUUCUAUCUUCGGACAUAUACCUUAAUGAUGCCGGACUUCUAUGAUGAGGUCGCAGUUCUUGCCUGCGAGGGACUCGCUACGUAUAACAUCAUCAGAGCGGCAGCAAUUGUUUUGGCAGCCGCACUAGCCACUUUCUGUUAUGCAUGGUGGGCUAACAAAUUCACCAAAAGCACGCCGCCCCUGCCACCUGGUCCACCAGGCAUGCCAAUACUAGGAAACCUUCCUUUCAUCCAACCUGAUUUUUAUCAAUACGUUGUCAAACUCUCUCAAAUCUAUGGCCCCAUUAUCAAACUCCAGCUCGGAAGCAAGAUCUGCAUAGUAAUAAGUUCACCUUCAGUUGCAAAAGAGGUCCUCAAAGACCAUGAUGCUAUCUUCGCUAACCAUGACACGCCUGCAGGAGCCAUAGUCGGCAUGUAUGGUGGACUUGACAUCGCGUGGAGACCUAAUGGGCCUGAAUUGCACAAGCUGCGUAAGCUUGUUGUUCGUGGAAUUAUGAGCAAAAGAAGCCUUGAUGCUUGCUACACGCUUCGUCGACGAGAGAUUCGACGAAUGGUGAAGGAUAUUUACGGAAAGGUUGGCUCACCCGUUAACAUCGGUGAACAAAUGUUCCUAACCAGUCUAAAUGUUAUGGUAAGCAUGCUGUGGGGUGAUUCCUUGAAUGGAGAGGAAAGAAGCACGCUUGGGAUUGAGUUUAGGAGACGAUUGGUAGAAUUUGUAGAAUUGUUUGGAGCACCUAAUGUUUCAGAUCUUUUCCCUGUUCUUACGCCAUUCGAUUUACAAGGAAUUCAAUCCAAAACAAAGAAGAAUUUAUCGUGGUUUUAUGAGUUUUUUGAAUCAGUGAUAGUACACAGAACAAAGGUUGAACAGGCCGAUGGAGAGGGAAAGAAAAAGGAAGAAAGCAAGGAUUUUCUGCAGCAGUUGUUGGAGCUGAAUCAACGAGGAGAUGAUGAAACCUCAUUAUCCAUGAACGAAGUAAAGGCUGUAAUGCUGGAUUUGAUUGUAGGUGCUACAGAUACAACAUCUACCACUGUAGAGUGGGCAAUGACAGUGUUACUGCGACAUCCAAAUAAAAUGAGUGGAGUCCUUGAGGAAUUGGAGGCAGUAGUUGGAAACCAAAACAUUGUGGAAGAGUCUCAUCUUCCUCGACUGCUCUAUUUGGAAGCAGUUGUAAAGGAAACACUUCGAAUGUAUCCACCUACUCCGUUACUAUUGCCUCGCAAGCCCAGCAUGACUUGCACUGUGGCUGGUUAUACCAUUCCCAAAGAUUCUAGAAUUUUAAUUAAUGCAUGUUAGAUACAAAGAGACCCUGAGAUUUGGGAAGGUCCACUUCAAUUUGAACCUGAAAGAUUCUUGAAAGACACUGAGAAAGGUAACUAUCUAGGAAACAAUUUCCACUUUUUUCCAUUUGGGUCAGGGAGGAGAAUUUGUGCUGGAAUUCCUAUGGCGGAAAGAAUGAUAGCACACGUCUUAGCUGCCCUGGUGCAUUCUUUUGAAUGGAAAUUACCGGAGGGAACAAAGCUUGAUACACAGGAGAAAUUUGGAAUACUUUUGAAGAAAAUGGAACCACUUGCUGCCAUUCCUGCUGCACGACUUUGUAAUUCGGAGCAGUACCAGUAACAUGUGUCUUAUACGAGCGUGCAUGUAAAGGGUCUUGCCUUUGUUCCUUAAAAGAAGGCAAGCACCCUGCCACUUGGCAUCUUUGAGUAAUGAAUAAUGACUUAAAUUCCCCGUGCUUUAUCUACUACUGGGCCUCGGCAUGCAAGCUUGACGCUUAAAAGGUGCAUCCAAAACGGAUAGAAGUAUUAUUUUGUUUUCUGCUGCUACAUUACAGUUAUUGUUGAAGUAAGACAGGCAUUUCUGCUGUUCUCAGCAUCGAAUUGGAGCUGUUCCCAUUCAUUGGUGGUCGAAAGCGACUCGUCAAAUGCUGUUAAAUGGGUACAGGAACCUAACCUAGCCUCAUCGAGGAUGAGAAAGCGGAUACCUCAUGUUGAGAUGUUAAAGAAAAGAGUGACAAAGUGGGAAAUUAAACAUGUCAGGAGGGAGGCAAACCAUCAAGCUGACAGUCUUGCCAAAUCAGGUCUCGGUAGGAAAGUUGAAUUGAUUAAUGUGUGGGAGGAUGAUCUAAAUAGAAUUUCUGAACAGAGAGGAACCUUGACUGAUGAGUUUAUUCAAGGAUAACUAUGGCUGCCUAGGUAUGAAAAGUUUUCAAUGAACUGUGAUCGUUGAAUCAAGCAUGCUCUAGGCUGGAGUCUAGGUUUUUGUUUUUGUUGAUCUAUGUUUGGUCUGCUGUGUUUUCCUCCUUAUUACAAAGUGUGGAUCCGUUUGCUGUUUUGGGAGUGUUUUUUAGGCUGUAAAGGGUGUAUAGGGGAUGGUCUUUUGUAUAGUAUAGAGAUACUUGUAUUCUGUGAUUAUUUUGCAACGGUAUACCCCUGGCCUUCGUAAGGGGCAUAUGGUGGGGAGCUCAGGCUCACCCUGUUUUUAUCUAUCACAUGACUGGUUUUUCUCUUCGUAAAUGGUGUUGGUUCAAAUGGCCUCGGCAGAAGCUCUUUUUCCUCCGGUAUGGCUUCCUCAUUCUUCCUUGGUGUCUGUUUGGGUUGACUUGUGCUUCGUGGCAACAGGGUAUAACCUGGUUUUGGAACUUCUGGUCUUAUCUUUCUCUUGUUGCUAUUGGUCAACAUUUUCAGUGGUUUUUGACUUAUUGGAAUUUAGUGUGGCUUGGUUGUCUACUGCUUGAAUGGGAGUCGAGGUGGUGACAAGGCUGCUGUUAACUAUGAUGCGGAAUUUUUUCAGCCUCUGUUUUGUGCUUCCAGCGGAGAGCUUUGGUGAUUUCAGUCUUGAGCUUGUUGUGGUGGGUUAAUUUUCUGAUGGCUGUUGCCAAGGUCUGUUUAUGCCCACCAGGUAUUUGAUGAUUCACCUAAUUGGAUGACAAGCACCGCCCAAGGUGUGAUGUUGGCCUUGGCUGAAGGGGUGAUUAGCUAUUUGCUUGUCCUUUUGGAUUUUUUGUAUGUUUAUUCUGGUAGGAAUGAGUAACCUACUUAGAGGUUUGACCGUAGUUGGGAUACACUUUAAUGAAACUUGUAUCUUAACCUUCUUUUAAUGGAAUACAUUAUGCUUUUCAAAAAACAAAACUGGGUAAGUGCUUUACUAUCACAAGGGUCAAGGCGAAAGGAAUGGCCGUUCUCAGCAGGUUCCACUUAUAAAUAAUUGCUGGUGGUAUAGGGGAUGUUGAAGAGAGGGAGGAUUGGAAAUGGUUGUGGCGUUUUAAGCGUCAUGAAAGACGCAUGUUUUUUCUUUGGCUUUAUUUGCAGGAUAAUGUUUUGGCAAAUGUGGUUCGAUUUCAGAGAAAGCUAACUACACUCCAAGUUGUCCUCGAUGUGGGGCUCAAGUUGAAGACCUUGAUCAUAUUCAUAGCAGAUGUUGGGUGUCUAAGGAGGUAUGGCAGCAACGUGCUCAGGAUAUCAAUCCAGAAUGAAGAAGGCUUUGACAUGGUUUGAUGAGAUUUUUUAAUCAGUGAUAGCACACUCAAAGAAAGGUUGAUCAACCUGAUGUUGGAGAGGGCAAGAGAAAGGAAGAAAGCAAGGAUUUGCUGCAGUUGUUGGUGCUGAACCAACAAAGAAGCUAUAAACCCUCAUUAUCCAAUAACGAAGUUUUAAGGCUAAGCUGCUGUGUCCAUUACCGUAAAGUGGACAAUGACAGGUUACUAGUACAUCCGGAUAAUAUGGGAAGAGUUGAGGAACUGGAUAGAGUGAUUGGAGACCAAAACAUUGUAGAAGAGUCUCGUCUUCCUCUACUUGUCUAUUUAGAUGCAGCAAUAAACCCACACCCUCUAAAGAGAAAACCCUAGAAAAACCCAGACCCAAGCAGAAAGAAUGGUGUUAGGGCUUAGGCAGUUCAUGGCAAGAGCCGGCAACGGUGGCAGAGAGCCUGUUCUCGAUUCAGAUAAUGGUGAGGAGUUUGUUCACAUCCCCAUCACACUUGGCAAGUGGUUUGGCUGAGUGAUGUGGACAGUGCAAAAUGGCUAUGCCAUUGGUUUCAUGUCUCUGUUGCUGCAACCGUUUCAGGGGAUCCAGAGGCCUGCCCUUCUCCCUGUAUUUACACUCAGAUUGAAACUGAAGCUGAUGAAGAUGAGUCUGGGGACUCAGAUUCAGAAUUUAAUGAGGUUUUAGGUUUAUCCAAGUUCACAGAGAUGAGGCUUAUUCCUUCAGAUGCUAGUGGAUACUCUGUUUCAGAUAUUCUGUUAGUGUGUUGAGCUAAAUCCGGAGCCUAUUGAAGCUUCAAAUAAACGACCAGUGCUUUCAGGAUUCAGAAGAGAUGGAACAAGUUAGUGAUACUGGUAGUAGUCAUCAUCAUCAGUGAGCUACCAUGUGACUGUUGCCUUGCAGGAAAUUCAACAUAUGGUAAGAGUGAACUGAAUGCACGUGUUGCUUUUAACUGAUUUUGCCCCAUGCCCAAACUUUAUUGUGUAUACUUAAUCACUCGAACAAAUUGGCAAUGUUUUCUUUUUCAGAAACUUGUAUUUUAAAAUUAUUUUGUUCCUGUUCUUCAUUGUCAUUUGUGUAUCACACAGUGCCUGUAAAAGUUCUAAGCAAAGAUUAAUAUGGGAAAUCUGUCCAUUAUCUUUCA